CCGCGCCUCGACUGCACCGCGCAGGCGCCGAGCGAAAAGCCCGCCCCUUUCCCCGCCGAAAGCCCCGCCCCCCCGCGGAAGGCCCCGCCCCCCGCGCCCCGCCCGCCCGCCCCGCCGCCGCCAUGAGCGGGUGGGCGCCCUACGUGGAGACGCUGCUGGCGGACGGCACCUGCCAGGAUGCUGCUAUCGUCGGCUAUCGCGACACCCCCGCCGUCUGGGCCGCCGCCCCCGGCAAGACCUUCGCCAAUAUCACGCCAGCGGAGGUGGCGGCGCUGGUGGGCCCCGAGCGGGGCCCACUGCUGGUGCAGGGGCUGACGCUGGGGGGGCUGCGCUGCUCCGUCAUCCGCGACUCGCUGCUGGUGGAGGGCGAGCACAGCAUGGACCUGCGCACCAAGGGGGCUGCUGGAGCACCCACCUUCAACAUCACGGCUGCCAUCACCAACAAGACCAUCGUGCUGGCCAUGGGCAAGGAGGGCGUGCACGGCGGCUGCGUCAACAAGAAAUGCUACGAGAUGGCCAACCACCUGCGGCGCAGCCAGUACUGAGGGGCUGGGGGCCACCCCGGGACCCCCAGGGACCCACCAGGGACCCCCAGGGACCAGCCAGGGACCAGCAGGACCCCGUCCCCCUCCCCCAGCCCGCCCCCCGAUGAUCCCCGCUGCCGGCAGCAAUAAAGUGCCCUUGUGGGGA
Messenger RNA from Agelaius phoeniceus (red-winged blackbird), 690 nucleotides. RefSeq names its product profilin 1 (gene PFN1). NCBI's taxonomy places the organism in Eukaryota, Metazoa, Chordata, Aves, Passeriformes, Icteridae. Gene Ontology annotation, biological process: positive regulation of actin filament bundle assembly; regulation of actin filament polymerization; actin cytoskeleton organization. Gene Ontology annotation, cellular component: cytoplasm. The record is from RefSeq and is a predicted model, not a curated record. Gene Ontology annotation, molecular function: actin binding.